CGCAACUGCGAGAUUCCUUUUGGCGUGAAGGCGUCGUCCCGAACGUGGACACCUGCGGCGUGAGUCAGGUUCCGCUCGGAACAUUUACCACGCAAAUCCCGUAUCUGAUCCCCUCUGCGUUGUGAGCUGAUCUUGAUCUCGGUGGAAUUGACCAUCAGAGACAAAGCUUUCACGUUACGGGGAGCCAUGGAGCCCUGAACCUUUCGGGUGAACGUUAUCGUGAGGAGAAGAUGCUCUCCUGACGAUUUUCAUGGAUAGUGGAGCUACCCCCAUCUGCAGGCAACAUCAGGACAACGAGGCGAUGCUUCGAUUGGGCAAGGCCAAGACCUGUCGACCGGUUACUGGGUUGACAAUGGCAUAGGCACCUACCACAGACAUCGCAGAGCACAUACAGUAAUCCAUCGGGUCGAGUACAGUCAGCUAAAGCAAUCAGGGUUGUUGAUCAGGAGGGCCAUGUCGACAACGACCCAGUCGAACAGGUCGCUCUACCACCCAACUAAAUGGAAAGGCUUCAAUCGAGCGUCGUCCGCCGAGAUGACAGCUUUUGGGAUUCUCGGCUUGAUCAACUUUAUCGCUUGCGGGGCCUUGCUCCUGACCCACUUGUGGUGUAGAAACACGCUGGACGUCCCGAGAAAGAUUCGUCGACGGCUACGAUCGCUCAAGAGAACGAACCUGGAUCAGAGGGAGACCGAUGACGACGACGAUUGGUUCGCGCCUGAACUGCAAGCGGAUCGAUCCACCUUGAACCUCUUGGCCGUCAGCUGUCUUUCGACCCCGCCUUGGAUCUUGCUUUACCUCGACUCGGCCGUGGCAUAUUCGACCAAGCCGCCGGCUUAUGGGGUAUGUCUUGUGCAGGGGAGUUUCGUCAUGGGAUGGGCAGUGUUUAUGGCCGCGGGGGCAUUUGGAGUUGUGAUGAAGAUCUGGCCCCGCAUAACCAGGCUGAACUCGAGCUUGAUGCCGUAUGUUAUGCCACUCUGGUUGGAAAUCUUGCUACUCGCUCUUCCCUGGGUUUUGCUCGCGAUCUUCUUCUUCAGCGCUCUAGCCUUGGGGAUCAAACAGCCCCAGCGAGUACUGAUGGGUCAAUUCUAUUGUUGGAUAUUUGCUUACAAUUUACAACGAGCUGCUCUGGCCGUUUCUAGCGCCUUGCUGCUAGCGGUCCUCUUGCUCGAGGUUCACAUGACGUACUUCAUCAUCCGGUACCUAGCGAUCUCCGGUAAAGAACCAACCAGGACGGCGAUUCGUCCACCACCCAUGUCUGAAGCGAGCGAUAUGCCGCCGGAAACAUUUGUACCUCCUCAAACUCAAUCAGAGAUGGACGCAGAACGUGGUCCCUCGAAGAACAAGAGGAAGGCAAGGCGCAUCGGAGGGAUUCGGAUAGGGGUCAUCAUCAGGCCCAUGGGUUUCGGAGUAUGUUGCUUGAUCGGUCUCGGUAUGACAACGGUAACACUAGUAAUCGACCGGACUGCCACUUGGGGCAAGCUCGUGUUGGCUUCCAUCCCGCUAGGAGCUUUCUUUUCGUAUGCCAGUCAGCCGGAAAUCUUGCGGGUUUGGGGACUAGGCCGUCUGCUCGGAGAUUCUCGAACGUUUCGUAGGGCCGCAGGGACAGGCUCUCAUGACAUCGACCUUGACGAUCUGUCCGGCCGUCAAAGCUCAUCGCAGCCAUAUUGGGGAUCCGUCGCUACGGAAAGCAAGAGCAAAUCCUCUUCUCAGGACAAGGACGAUUUCGACCCUGAAGUAUCGACUCUUGCGUAUAACGCCCCGCCUCUGCCUGAGGUUCGGUCUUCGGAAGCAGAGCGUGGAGAUGAAGAGCUGGCAAUCGUGCCGACAAAUGAUGUCCCGCAUGCUUCCGGCGCCGACCUUUUCCGCAAAGGUGUACGAGAGUGGAACCUGAUGGUCAAUCAGCAGGACGAUCGAGGCGCCGCGGCCGUGGCUGCUAUGCGCAAGAGGUCAGUGUGAAGAAAGGUCUGCAAUUAGGUCAAGUUGUAUUAUUGCCGUUCGACGACGCUUGAGAAUACCACCAUGCAUGCAAUGUUGGGGCAUGCUCGCCCUUAUCCAC
Messenger RNA from Filobasidium floriforme, 2056 nucleotides. RefSeq lists its product as uncharacterized. NCBI's taxonomy places the organism in Eukaryota, Fungi, Basidiomycota, Tremellomycetes, Filobasidiales, Filobasidiaceae. The transcript is spliced from 8 exons. The coding region runs from base 454 to 1956 and encodes 500 amino acids. The record is from RefSeq and is a predicted model, not a curated record.